AAAACUAAUACUGUAAAUUAAGUCCUCCCUAACUUCGAUACUCCCCGCUGAAGACAUGGAUGAAACUUCAGUGCAGCGCGGUGCCACCGCCACGGCAGAAGGACUCAGAUCCAACUCCGGCGGAUGGAGAUCUGCAUUCUUCAUCAUAGGCGUGGAAGUUGCGGAGAGGUUCGCCUACUUUGGCAUCAGCUCCAACCUCAUCAGCUACUUAACAGGGCCGCUCCGCCAGUCCACGGUGACCGCCGCCGAGAAUGUGAACGUUUGGGGGGGGACUGCCACUCUCCUCCCACUACUCGGCGCCGUUGUUGCUGAUUCCUUCCUCGGCCGCUACCGUACAAUCAUCAUUGCUUCUCUGAUCUACAUCCUGGGAUUGUGCUUGUUAACCUUAACGGCGACCCUUCCUUCGUUCAAGAUUUCCCCAUGCGAAAACAGCGGGAAACCUGCGUCCUGUUCUCCUCCUCGUCUCCAAGUACUCUGUUUCUUCUUCUCUCUGUAUUUGGUCGCAGUCGGGCAAGCAGGUCACAAGCCUUGCGUUCAGGCGUUCGGCGCAGACCAAUUUGACGGGGAAGAGCCGGAGGAAAGUAAGGCCAAGAGCUCUUUCUUCAAUUGGUGGUACUUCGGGACGUAUGUGGGUAUUUUCGUGACACUCUUGAUCAUUGUAUAUGUCCAAGAUAAUUUGAGUUGGGGCCUGGGGUUCGGAAUCCCCUGUGUUGUGAUGGUCUUUGCCCUGGGGAUUUUCUUGCUCGGAACUCAAACUUACAGGUUCAGUGUCAAAAAGAACGAGAAGAGUCCGUUACGCAGAAUCUACCGUGUGUUUGUUGCAGCAGCUAGAAAUUGGAGAGCUUCUUCCCCAACAAUGGCAAAUGAAGAUGGGCAUGGGAAUCUCCAUUUGGAAAAUAGCAAGCAGUUCAAGUUCCUAAACAAAGCAUUGCUGAUUCCAAAUGGAUCAAACGAAAAUUACAGAGAAUGCAGCGUGGAGGAAGUGGAAGAAGCAAAGGCAGCACUUAGGCUAAUCCCAAUAUGGGCAACAAGCUUAGUCUACGCCAUUGUCUUCGCACAAUCUGGAACCUUCUUCACCAAACAGGGAGCCACCAUGGACAGAUCAAUCCUCACCUUCAAAAUCCCCGCUGCUACCCUGCAAGCCGUUAUCAGCCUCACCAUCAUCCUCUUCAUCCCCGUCUACGACCGCGUCCUUGUUCCGGCAGCCAGAUUAUACACAUCCAAACCCUCUGGAAUCUCAAUGCUCCAGAGAAUUGGAACUGGGAUGUUACUAUCUGCCCUGUCCAUGACAAUCGCCGCCCUGGUUGAGAAACAGAGGCUGAAAACAGCUAAGGAACACGGACUAAUUGAUCACCACAGCGCAGAGGUUCCAAUGAGCGUGUGGUGGUUGCUCCCUCAGUAUGUGUUGUUUGGGGUAUCGGACGCCUUCAGCAUGGUUGGUCUGCAAGAGUUUUUCUACGACCAGGUACCGAAUGAUCUGAGGAGUGUGGGUCUUUCGCUAUACCUGAGUAUAUUCGGAGUGGGUAACUUGCUCAGCGGUUUGAUCAUCUCUGUUAUAGACAGAGCCACCAGCGGCAACGGCGGAGAUAGCUGGUUUGCUAAUGAUAUCAAUCGGGCACAUCUUGAUUAUUUCUACUCGGUGUUGGCUGGAUUCAAUGCCGUAGGACUAUGUGGCUUCAUUUGUUUUGCCAAGUAUUAUGUUUAUUAUAAGAGAAGUGUGAUUUAAAUGUGGUGAUGGACUUUUCAAUGUACUAGUGCCAACAAGAAGAGUUGAUGUAUCGGUUUGCUAUGAGAACACAAGUUAUUUGUCUCUAAAAUAUAAUGAGACAGGUUAAAUAAUUAAUUAAAAUUUUAUAGGCAAUGGGGAAGGAAGAGGGAGAAUAGGAUUAAAGUUUAAACCUUGAC
Molecule: messenger RNA, 1905 nt
Organism: Rubroshorea leprosula
Lineage: Eukaryota; Viridiplantae; Streptophyta; Magnoliopsida; Malvales; Dipterocarpaceae
Source: the annotation of a GenBank genome assembly